GCAGCAUUGUUAUCUUAAGACACUCAUCUGGUGUCUGAGUCUGCAGGUGACACAGCUUAGGUGCGGAGCGGGAGUCAGAGGCAGGGCUCCCUGCUGCAGCCCGGACUGGAAUACGCCCGCCUCAGAAGCUGCUGGCGGAGGCUGAGGCAGCGCCUCCACAGCGCCGGAGCAUCCCGUUCGCACUGGCCCGGGUUUGGGCACCUGCCGUGCGGUGCGAGCUCAGGGACAGGUCUGCGGGCAGCAGAGCGAGCGCUGAAGCCGGCGGAAAGGGCUUUGCCCAUGUGCCAGGCAGUGAUUUCGGGAAGAGAGCAAUAGGGUGAAUCCCUUUAGAGUUGCAAGGAAGGCGAGAUCUUGGGUUCCUCUUCGGUGGACGGACAGGGGACUCCCCAGGUUUGGUGUUGCACUUUCCUUCCCUCUCCCACCCGAGUGCGCUGAAAUCCACUCCCAACCUGCUUUGGGUGCCGGGGAUCCAGGCUGCUUAGCGGAAGGCAGCCUGCAAAUGGUCUAGCGGAGGCAGCGGCUGAGGCAAAGCCCAGAGCAAGAGAAUUUGAAAAAAGACUUCCUUUCCCUCUCUCAUGCUGAAGGAGAGGCAUUCGGGUUUCCCCAAAUGAGAAAGCCACAAGAAAUCAUGAAGUAGAAACUUUGGAAAGCUGCCACUGGAGAUGUUGCACAAAAACCUGGAAUCUUUUAGGAGUCUCCUCCCAGUCGGUGGACAUUUGGGGAGCAGCUGAUACAGCCAGGAGGGCUCUUGCAAGGAUUCAAGGGGCCCUGGAGGAGAGGCUCAGAGGGGGAGAGUGUGGCGAGAGAAUGAAGACACCAACCGCCCGGGAGAAGCAUGAGGUGGCAGAGCGGCACUCAGUUUAGAGGGCUCCGGCCGGCGGCGGCCCCAUGGACAACCCUGCUGGUGCUGGGCCUCCCCGGUUGGGUGUUGGCUGUCUCGGCCACGGCCGCUGCUGUGGUCCCUGAGCAGCAUGCGUCCUCAGCUGGCCAGCCGCCCCUGGACUGGCUGCUCACGGACCGGGGCCCCUUCCAUCGCGCUCAGGAGUACACUGACUUCGUGGAGCGGUACCGCCAGGGGUUCACCACCAGGUACAGGAUCUACAGGGAGUUUGCCCGUUGGAAAGUGAACAACUUGGCUCUGGAAAGGAGAGACUUCUUCAGUUUGCCACUGCCUCUUGCCCCAGAGUUUAUCCGAAAUAUCCGCCUCCUGGGAAGGAGACCCAACCUGCAACAGGUUACCGAAAACCUGAUCAAAAAGUACGGCACCCAUUUCCUACUUUCAGCCACCCUUGGAGGAGAAGAGUCUCUGACCAUUUUUGUGGACAAGCGGAAACUGAGCCGAAAGACAGAAGCAGCAGGAAGUGCCCCUACAGCUGGUGGCAGUGGGAACAGCUCAGCUGUGUCCCUGGAGACCCUGCAUCAGCUGGCAGCCUCCUACUUCAUCGACAGAGAGAGCACCCUGCGGCGGCUGCAUCAUAUCCAGAUAGCCACAGGGGCCAUCAAGGUCACGGAGACCAGGACCGGCCCUCUGGGCUGCAGCAACUACGACAAUCUGGACUCGGUCAGUUCAGUCCUGGUGCAAAGUCCGGAGAACAGAGUGCAGUUACUCGGCCUGCAGGUACUGCUGCCUGAGUACCUGCGUGAGCGCUUUGUGGCUGCAGCGCUGAGCUACAUUACAUGCAGCUCAGAGGGUGAGCUCAUCUGCAAGGAGAAUGACUGCUGGUGCCAGUGCAGUCCCACCUUCCCCGAGUGCAACUGUCCUGAUGCUGACAUCCAGGCCAUGGAGGACAGCCUGCUGCAGAUCCAGGACUCCUGGGCCACUCAUAACCGGCAGUUUGAGGAGUCAGAGGAAUUCCAAGCCCUGCUGAAAAGGCUGCCUGAGGACAGGUUCCUGAACUCCACAGCCAUCUCCCAGUUCUGGGCCAUGGAUGCUGGCCUCCAGCACCGCUACCAGCAGCUGGGAGCCAGCUUGAAAGUGUUGUUCAAGAAGAUGCAUCGGAUCGUCAGCCGGCUCUUCAACCUCUGCAAACGCUGCCACCGGCAGCCUCGCUUCCGUCUGCCCAAGGAACGGUCCUUGUCUUACUGGUGGAACCGAAUCCAGUCCUUCCUCUAUUGUGGAGAAAGCACCUUCCCUGGCACCUUCCUGGAGCAGAGCCACAGCUGCAGCUGCCCCUAUGAUCAAUCUUCCUGCCAGGGCCCCAUCCCAUGUGCCUUGGGUGAAGGGUCUGCCUGUGCCCACUGUGCCCGGGACAACAGUACACGCUGUGGGGGCUGCAAUCCAGGCUACGUGCUGAUCCAAGGGCUGUGCCGGCCAGAGGUGGCUGAGUCCCUUGAGAAUCUCCUGGGGCUGGAGACAGACCUGCAGGACCUGGAGUUGAAGUACCUGCUGCAGAAGUGGGACAGCCGCAUUGAGGUGCACUCCAUCUUCAUCAGCAAUGACAUGCGCCUGGGCAGCUGGUUUGACCCCUCCUGGAGGAAGCGCAUGCUGCUCACCCUGAAGAGCAACAAGUACAAGCCUGGGCUUGUGCAUGUGAUGCUGGCCCUGUCCCUGCAGAUCUGCCUCACCAAGAAUAGCACCUUGGAGCCCGUCAUGGCCAUCUACGUCAACCCCUUUGGAGGCAGCCAUUCUGAGAGCUGGUUCAUGCCCGUGAAUGAGGCCCACUUCCCUGUCUGGGAAAGGACUAACGUGGACGCGGCUGCCCAGUGCCAGAACUGGACAAUCACAUUGGGGAACAGGUGGAAGACCUUCUUUGAGACAGUCCAUGUUUACUUACGGAGCCGAAUCAAGUCCCUGGAUGACAGCUCCAAUGAGACUAUCUACUAUGAGCCCCUGGAGAUGACAGAUCCCUCCAAGAACUUGGGCUACAUGAAAAUCAACACCUUGCAGGUCUUCGGUUACAGCCUGCCCUUUGACCCAGACGCCAUACGGGACUUAAUCCUCCAGUUGGAUUACCCGUACACUCAAGGCUCCCAGGACUCUGCCCUCUUGCAGCUCAUAGAGCUUAGGGACCGGGUUAACCAGCUAUCUCCACCUGGCAAAGUCCGGCUGGACCUUUUCUCCUGCUUGCUCCGGCACCGGCUCAAACUGGCAAACAAUGAGGUGGGCAGGAUCCAGUCCUCCCUGAGGGCUUUCAAUUCCAAGCUGCCAAAUGCUGUGGAGUAUGAGACAGGCAAACUCUGUAGCUAAUGGGGAGGGGAGUCCACUUCAGUGCUGGACAGGAAGGGAAUCCAUGCAUCCAGGCACUCACCUUGGUGCCAACAAGGGGCUCCCUUGAGACUCUGCACCCAGCAGAUGGGACCUCGGGGAUUGGACUGACACAGACAGGAGAGAAAUAAGCAGUCACUGCACAUGCACACACCCCCCAUGUGUGCACAUGCAGACACACACACACACACACACACACACACACACACACGCUCCCUUGAGGAGGCUACAACUCAGCAGCCUCCUGUCUGUAAAGUCGGUGCUUUCUGAAAUGAAUGCAGUUGAAGGAGAUGAGCCAAGGGAGAGAUUAAGAAAAAGAACCAGCCAAACCAUGAAACAAACAAAUCCUUAAAAGUGAUUCUUAUCAUUCAAGGAAGCAAGAGGGGCAAAGAGGAAGGGUGGAGCUCCUGUUCUCUCAGUGGAGUCACUUUUGUAUUCUUUUUAACCAGUUUUCUUGAAACAACGGUGUUUCGUGAUUCCCACAAUGGCUCCUACUUUUUGUACUCUGACUCCUCUGAGCCCUCCUAGAUGCUGACUGCUCCCCAAGGCGGCUCCUUUAAGAAACAGAGGAAGUGACAUCAACUGAGGACUCUCAGGGUGGGCAGGUGGCCUUGCUCCCACUUCACCUUUCUUCCUCCCCCUGGUCCCCUAGCUUCCUGGACUACCCCAGUUUGGGGGCUGGGCUUGUUCCCCGCCCCAUCCUCCCCGCCCCUGGUUCAGCCAGAGCUCCCUUCCUAUAGCCCCCAAUCUGUCCAAGAAAGCAGCUGUCCAGUUAGAGAGACAAUGUCUAGGAAAAUGUUCUUUUUUAAAAACAAAAACAAAAAUAUUUAUUUUGUGAUUGUUUUCCUUGUCAAUCUGCUCCAGCCACAUGAACAUAUGAGUAAAAAAAAUAAUUGAUUUAAUAUAUAUUUUUAAAGACCUUUAUUAGGGGGGAAAUGAGAGGGAAAAGAGGCAAAAAGAGUAUAGUUUCCUGGAUUUUGUAUUGCUCUAUGGGUGACAUGUGGGUGUCCUUAGAUGGUAAAUAUUGCUGUGUGGGAGGCUGGUUGGCUAGUAUAUACACAAGUGAAUGCAUGCCUGUCUUGACUGGGUAUGAGGUGUGUGUGUGUGUGUGUGUGUGUGUGUGUGUGUGUGUGUGAGAGAGAGAGAGAGAGAGAGAGAGAGAGAGAGAGAGAGAGAGAGAGAGAGAGAGAGAAUAAAGAUUGGAAUGAGAUGGAGGCAGAAUUCUCCCAGGUAACUAUGUAGCUGCCCCUCUCCUUUUUCCCAUGAGUGAGGACUAACACGUUCCUAACCUAUCAGGAGAAUGAAAGUCUUCGCUCUUUAGGGGAACUGCAGCCUUUAUGCUGGGCCAAUGCUGGCUAAAUGGGGCACCUCUGACUGCUGCAGACAUCAGGAGAAUUUCCACACUCCGCAACUUAGUCUGGGACCGCCCUUUGAGGACACUGGGAAAGAUGCAGACGUGGCAUGAGUUUCCUCCUUCUGUCUGGUCACCACCUUCCCAGCCUGAAAAGCAGGUUUGACAUACACCACACAGGGCAGUGUCUCUUCUCCCCUUAGUGCCUUCCCUAGGUGGUAUGGGAAUCUCUUCACAGCAAAUCUUUUUUGAAAAACUAUGUCUCUCUAUCUGUUCUCCACAUGCCCUGAGCACAAUGUGUAGGCAUAACAGCCUCCAUUUUAUUCAAGCAGAAGUCACCACAUAAAUACUAAGUACCUCAUUCUGUACCUGUGGUACAUCUCAGUUAAUAAGAAAUGAACUGGGAGACAAUGAGAGGAUGGCCAUGUCCAUCUGCCCAAGAGCGUCCAUGUUUGUCAUUACAUACAGAAGAGUCCAGCAUUAUAUUUAAUCCCUGAACCAUCUCUCAGUUCACAAGGACCUGAAAUCCCAGGUAGAUAAGGAGCCUAGGGCAUUUCUUCUCUCACAUCUCCCUAAAGUCUACUAGGGUAGGAAUGCAGAGUGAUGGAUGAACUAGGGACAGUUAUUACCUAUUUCUAGUUCAGCCACUGCUGUCAUGAAGUGGGAGGGUGUGUCUCUAGCUCUUUGUCAAUAGGGCUAUGGAUGUACCAAGACUGCUUCUAGAAGGCAGAUGGAAGAAAAGGAUGAAAUAAAGAAUGGACAGGAUUCCUUAAGGGGCUAUUAAAGGCUUUAAACCAUGAAUUCAGCAUAAAAUUUCUCAAAAAGCUCGCCUAAGAAAUGCCAUAAUAAUAAAAGGAUGCCCCUGGUCAAAUUUUUCACUUUCAAAGUCUAUAGUACAAAGAUAAUAUGAACCAACUAUUCCCAGAUAUACUCACAAAUAAAGAAUUGUCACUAAUUAGUAGUGGGUUGUCAAUGUUGGUGAACUCCCUGUGGAAUUAAGAGCCAAAUCACGGUUCAGUUACUGGCUGUAACAAUCAGGAAUUCAAGCCUUAAUUGUCACUCAAAAGAACUAAUACAUCAAAUGUAAUCUGUCCUAAUGCUUGAGACUAAUACCUCUAAUACUAAAUAAUGUAUUUAAUACCUGCUGCUAAUAAUAUAAUACCAUGAUCUGCAGGCCUAUUCACGCACACACAGCCAAAAACAUAAAUGAAGACUGUUCAAAUACUUGGUAUCACAAAUAAUUCACAUACAGUUCUUGGCUUCUUUUCACAAAUAUGAAAAUAAUCUUCACGUUGGGCAGAGCCGCCUUAUGUGUAGAUGGAAUGCAUUGCUAAACGAUGUCCUGCCCCCAAAUAUCAUUGGCAAAGUCUGUAAUUUCAUCAUGUAAGUCUGUUCUCUUGCACAAGAGAGAUCUUUUUUAUACCAUUAUGUUUCAUAUGAAAAUGAAAAUGCCCUUAGGAGGAAAUAAAUCUUAGAAGGUAACCCACUAGCAAAAGAGAGGGUGCAAUUUUUGGAGUUGGAAGGUUUUUAGAGGUCAUUCAGUCAACUCAUUUCUGAUGUAAGGAAGAAGAGGUGAAAGAACUUGCCCAAGGUUGUAUAUGUUAGCAGAGCUGGGAAUAGCACUGAACCUGCUUUUUUCUCUACCUCUCUCUCUAGUAAAUGACAUCUGGGUCUUGGGAGAUGACAGGCACCCUGUGUGGGGCUUAGGAGUGUGAGGGUGGAGGAAAGGUGACUUUCCAGAAGAGGAGGACUACAUAGAGGUGGGAAUAGCUUCCCAUCUUUCCCUGGGAUUGGUUCUAGCAAAAGUUACCAGCUUCUCUAACAGGCAAUAGAAAAAGACUGAAGUUUCUUCCGGGACAAGCUUUCAGCACAGCCUAGACACAUUUCCAUCCAGGUUGGAUCACCUUACUGGACUCCUGAUGACCCUAUCAGCUAGAUGUUUUUUAUUUACAACAUCCUGCCUCUAAUUUAUUGAUGUUUUCUAUAGAUCACCAAUCAGAGUUUGAAUAGCUUUACAAAUCUGUGUAACAUCUUUCUUGUGAAGGCUAGAGGCAUCUGGGUACCACCAAUACCAAAGGGCUUAGGCAGUGCAGUCAGCAUGUGAAGUGUAUGACCGGAAUCUAGGCCAUGGCAGAGAAAGAGAAUGAAGCAAGCUCUGCUGUGCACUGAGUUCUCACUCCUCCUAGCAGUAGAAUGAGAAUAUUGACCAAUGGAUACAAAGCUAUCUAUGGCUGGAACUCCUGGCCUAGAAGGACAGGUGGAAAAUUCAGAUAGUGUGAUUGACUGUAGACCCACACUUUUCUUCUUGUUCUGCCUUCAACCAUCUCCACACCCAUGAGCAAAUCACUUCACUUCUCCCAAUUUCUCCUCUGAGUAUGAGGGAGUUGGAUUUCCUACUCAGGUAGUGGGGUAGGAAAUAGUACCUUCUGGUACUAUCCUUUUAAAAGCAGUGUGACCCAGGAGACAACCCGAGAAGUCAGACAGAUCUGGAUUUGUAUAGUGGCUCCACAUUUAUAUUUAAGUGACCUUAAUUCUUGACUUGUCCCCUUAUCUGUAACCCAACUAUUUCAUGCCCACUUCCAUGAGAUUUUUCUUUUCUUUCUUUCUGAACACUCACCUCUCUGCUCUAUAGACUUUUGCUCUAUACUCUCCAAUGUCCACAACACAUGUAUUAUCUUCAGUUCUCCAAAUAUCAAGCCUGUUUCUUCUCUUUCUCAUAUCCUCCUUUUCUUUAUUCAUGUUUUAAGAGCUAGGCAUUAGGCUCAAGUGCAGGGUAUUGAAAACUCUUUGAAACAUGCUUCCGGGCCAUGGAGAUUUGGACAAUAUAAUGUGUGUGUGGGGGGGGGGGGGGGGAGUUGCAUACACAAAUCAGAGCGGUGCAUUCUCUAGGAGAGAUGUACAAAAUUCUGAUGAUGCACAGAAAAGUCACUCCCUGGAAGAGACAAUAACGACACUUACUGUGAAUCUCCUAGAACUAUGGGAGAAAUACCCCCGGUGUCCAGAUGUUUUACAUCUCAAUGGAGGGAAAGACCUAAUAUAUAACAUGUGUGUCCUUUUUAGAGAGCAGAAAAGUUCAAGGAUGGCAGCAGAACCCUACUGAAGUCACACGUGUCUAGUUGGUGCCCUUAUUUCUAACUCCUGAACCCCAUGUCAGCACCAAGGCAUUCAGUCUAAGGCAUGCUCAAGGGAGCUGCCAUGGGAGGUCUGUUUAGUAGCAGAGCUGCCUCACCCUAUUGAGGGUACAAUGGUCUCAAAAGAGUGAUUCCUGACUUAAAGGGUGCAUACAUCUGCAGAUUCUGAUUCAACAGGUCUGGGUGGGGCCCCAGAUUCUGCACGUCUAACAAGUUCCCAAGUGAUGCUAUUGCUGCUGGUACGUGGACCACAUUUUCAGAAGUAAGUUUCUUAGGGAGUCUGCCUGUUAUCUUCCUGCAGCAUCAGCACUCUAAACCAGGAGCCUCCCAGGAGCACGGGGGCUGAGAAACAGAAAGGUUAAUCAUGUCUGGCUAGGAGGUGAGGACCUCAUUUAUGAAAAUCUUGGUGCUCUACUGGCCUUUCAUCUUUCAACCAGUUAGGAACCAGGUGACUGACCUCUAUGUACUAGUAGGGUAAAAAAAAAAAAAAAAAAAAAAAAAAAAAAAAAAAAAAAACACAGAGAAGGGAGAAAAGAAAGGAAACAACCAAAUCAAAAUUCUGUGGGCUGAGAGCUAGCUUGCUUAUGAAUGCGUUUGCAGCACAGCAGUCCUACAGACCGGCUGAAUCAUGCUGAUGGAGUAAAAGGUCUUUUUCCCUAAGCCUAUCAGAGUAAAUCUGUUCAGAAGUGGGAGAGGGAGUACCUGCCAGUCUGUGGAAACACACAUCAGAGAAGACGAUUAAAUUUAUACAGCAAUGUGCAAGCACCCAGAGGCCCCAGACUUCAGACUGCACCCCCAGGCACCUCAUCUAAGAAAUAAAAUGAAUCACUUUUGUUUUCAGCUCUGUCCUCCUCCCCUUCAGCCUGUAUGAUUACUACUACCCUUGCAUCAUUAAUAAAAAUAGCCUCCAGAAUUUAUGGAGGGUCAUUCUUCCAAGGAUCUCGGAACUUGGAGGAAUGAAUCAAUCAAUGUUAUUUAUUGAGCAUUUUCAGCCAGUAGAUGUGAGGAAUAAAGCAAACAUGUAUUUAGUAGGCACACUCUCUUAAUUCAAUUUUUUUGCAGAUGACUAAAAAGUGAAACUUGAGUAGGGGAGAAGCUGUACAGCUAAGUGAAAACAGAAGCUGGACUUAGAAUGCUUUAUGCAGUCAGACUGCCUUGGUUCAAAUCCCGUCUCUGUCAUUUACACAUUGUGAGAAACAAGAUAUGUCAUCAAAUCUUUUUCAGCCGCAGUCUGCACAUCUGUGUAAGAGGGACAAUAGCAGUGUGCAUAGCAUAGGAUGUUGUGAUGGUCAAAUAAGGAAAGACAUGUGAAGGACCUUGACAGGCUCACAGUACAUGCUCAGUAAGUGUGGGUUGUUUUUAAUGCAUUAGAUACUUUCUAUGUUUGGGGAAAAGGAAAGGGAGGGGAAGGAAGGAGAAGCAAAGGAAAGCAAAGGAAAAGCAAAGAAAUAUCCAUGUUAUUCACUUGCUGAAGCAAACCUCUUCCUGGUAACAAAGAGACAUUUAUCGCCUGGGCCAUUACAGAAGGGUCACUGGAUAAUAUAAUGGAAAAGGUCUUCAAUUACAAUAUUGGCAGACUUAGAUAAGCCAUUCAAAUGGAUAUUUUUAUAUAGACCCUCUAUAAAAGCAGAGAAUAAAAUAUUAUAACAUCACUCCUCACCAAAAUGCCCCGUGGCUGGCUGGGACUUGUGGCCCAAGUACAUUGUUUCUGAUGAUGUAACUUAUUACUGUGAUCGAGCCUGGAGUACCUAAGCCAAUGGUUAGUUAAUGUGUCCAUUAGACUGUCUCUUUCCAAUAGCGCAUAUUAAGUGCACUUUUAGCAAAUUCCAGAUUGCAGUCAAUUCCUGGUUGAAUUCUUUGAUGGGGAGCCAGGGUGUAGUACUGCCAUACAUUUUUUAUCAAUAGAUACAGACAUGAGGGAGGCAGAGUUUUUAUUCCAGUUGCUUGUAUUGGAAGUAUAGGACUUGGGUAGGCAGAAAGGUGGAGAAAAUGUUCUAAAAAGAGCAUAUGUCUGGGCACAUAGUCGAGGACAUGAUGAUGGUUCAGCUUAAUGUUCACAUUCUAAAUCUAGCCUUCUUCCUGGGUCAAUGCCCUUCACUUUCUUUAUUCCUUCUUUAUCAAAUAGCUUUAUUAAGAUUCAUAUACUAUGAAGUUCACCCUUACUUUAAAGUGUACAAUUCAGUCAUUUUUAUUCAAAAGGGUGUGCAUCGAUCACCACUAUCUAAUUCCAGAACAUUUACAUCUCCCAAGAAAGAAACCCUAUGCCCAUUAGCAAUCUCUCUGCAUUCCUCCCUAACUCCCAGUCCUUGGCAACUGCUAAUCUAUUUGAUGUCUCUAUGGAGAGGCCUAUUUUGAACCUUUUAUAUAAGUGUGAUCAUACAAUAUAUAUGACGCAUAAACAUCAUAUGAUUUACAAAUACAAAUAUUUUCUCCCACUAUGUGGAUUUCCUUUUUUUCACUUACUUGAUAGUGUCUUUUUAAGCAUAACAGUUUAAAUUUUUGAUCAAGUCUAUUUUUUUCUUUUGCUGCUUACUUUUGGUGUCCUAUCUACACAUCUCCUGCCUAAACUAACAUCACUUAGAUUCAUGCCUAUGUUAUUUUCUAAGAAGGAAAUAUUUUAGAAACGCAAAAGAAAGAAACUUUAAGAAGAAAGUUUAAAGAAGAGUUUUUAAAAAGGUUUAAGAGUCCCAGCUUUUACAUUUAGGCCUCUGAUACAUUUUGAGUUAAAUUUUGUGCAUGGCGUGAGACAGGGGUCCAACUUCAUUCUUUUGCAUGUGGAUAUCCAGUUGUUCCAGUACAUUGGUUGAAAAGACUUUUCUUCCCCCAAGGAAUUGUCUUGGCACAUGUAUCAAAAACUAAUUGACCAUAAUUGUAUGGCUUGAUAUCUGUACUCUCAUUUUGACUUGAUGUAUCCAUAUGUCUCUCAUUAUGACAAUACCUCUCUGUAUUUUUCACUUAGCUUUGUAAUAAGUUUUAAAAUCAGGAAAUAUAUAUCUUCCAACUUUUUUUUCCUUAUCAAGAUGUUAUGGCUAUUCUGGGCCUCUUGUAUUUGCAUAUGAAUAUAAAGUUCAGCUUGCCAUUUUCUGCACACAAAAAGACAUCUGGGACUUGAUAGGGAUUGUGUUGAAUCUGUACAUCAAUUUGGGGAGUACUGCCAUCAUAAUCAUGUCUUUUGAUCCAUCAACAUGGAACAUCUUUCCAUUCAAAUCUUUAAUUUCUUUUAAUGGUAUUUUGUAGUUUUUGGCCUUAAAAGUCUCACACUACUUUUGCUAAAUUCAUUUAUAAGUAUUUUAUUAUUUUUAUGUUAUUAUAAAUGGAAUUAUUUCCUUAAUUU
This is a messenger RNA of Pipistrellus kuhlii (Kuhl's pipistrelle), 11021 nucleotides long. RefSeq names its product BMP/retinoic acid inducible neural specific 2 (gene BRINP2). The transcript is spliced from 8 exons. NCBI's taxonomy places the organism in Eukaryota, Metazoa, Chordata, Mammalia, Chiroptera, Vespertilionidae. Bases 836 to 3187 code for a protein of 783 amino acids. Gene Ontology annotation, biological process: positive regulation of neuron differentiation; negative regulation of mitotic cell cycle. The record is from RefSeq and is a predicted model, not a curated record.